Messenger RNA from Capronia epimyces CBS 606.96, 2577 nucleotides. RefSeq lists its product as uncharacterized. Gene Ontology annotation, cellular component: chromatin. Gene Ontology annotation, molecular function: DNA-binding transcription factor activity, RNA polymerase II-specific; zinc ion binding; RNA polymerase II cis-regulatory region sequence-specific DNA binding. Gene Ontology annotation, biological process: regulation of transcription by RNA polymerase II; DNA-templated transcription. The transcript has a single exon. The record is from RefSeq and is a predicted model, not a curated record. Bases 1 to 2577 code for a protein of 858 amino acids. NCBI's taxonomy places the organism in Eukaryota, Fungi, Ascomycota, Eurotiomycetes, Chaetothyriales, Herpotrichiellaceae.
AUGAAAUGCCACGCUCAGAAGAACAGCCAAUUAAGUCCGACAAGUAGCUCCGCCCGGAAAAAUACAUUCUCCAAAGGGGUCACCCCGAAACCGUCUCAAGAUAGCUUUGACCACAAGUCUCCUACGGCGGCUACUAAUGCCGCAUAUACGAGCAUUCCCUUGAUGCAAAUCCUUUCGCCCUCCGAUUACUUCCCGCCACAAGAAACUGAAUCCCAUCAGCAAGCCAGGUAUGCCUCUAUUGAGGUCCCCAAGUCGAAUUUCGACGCUGCGGGCAAUUCGUCACAUGCCUUCAACAUGCAGCUUUCGAGCGCAAGUUGGUCUGUUUCUUCUCCCGUGAACAGUAUAAACAGGUAUCCCCAGUCGCCACAGCUUCAAAAGCAAUCUUCUUCACAGAACAGCGGCGAGGCUUCAACCUUUGAGAAUUCGGUACCCGCCCCGGGGAACCCAGGCCAGCUUUCCAAGUCUGAGAUCCACCCCAACCAGUUCAUCAAUAGUCAUAUCGGAUGGCUCCCACCUUCGGACCACGCAAAUCAGGAUAACCUCUACGAUCCUUUACAGAUGUGGCUAUUGCCUUCCUUCGAAGACCUAGACCAGUCUCCUGAAAAUUUCCAGGCUUACGAAUCGGGCGAUCUUCAGCGUCAGUACCCUGGUCAGAGAGACCUGGCCAAUGGAAGAAUAUAUGACUCUCUUGAUACGAUCAGAACGAUUUCCAAAGUUCCCAGAGAGCGCUUUUCGCGGAUCCAGCGUUGCUGGGGUCCUCGUUCAGGGCACAAUUAUCGUAUCAUGCCAGUCCUCUGGAAAGAAGUCGCUUCCUCACCCACGGGCAACCUCUUCUCAGGGGCCGCGUUUGCCGCCGACGACUUCCGUACAGCCUCUGGUUGGGGUAUCAACAAUGAUUGCCGCGUUCGACUACGUGAUGCCUUCCAUCUUUCUGCACCGCUCACUUUGCAUUCGCCUCAGCUUCAAGCAGUCGUCGAUCCGGCUCUAUGCCAGGUGAAUGAGGAGUUCCCACCCGCCGAGAUUCUAGACAUUGCUUUAGGUCUCUUCUUUCGCCGCUUUCAUCCUACAAUUCCAUUCAUUCAUAUUGCGACCUUCUCUGUCCAACAUACGCCGACACCUAUGUUGUCGGCUAUUUGUUUGAUUGGGCUUAGUAUUCUAGGGACAACCGGUGCCACCAGGUUUGUAUCGAGCAUGUUUCCUAGGUUUCUGCAACGCGUCUGCAACGAUCUAUCCGCAUGCGCAGGAUGCUCCGUAUCACUAACACAACAGCUGUCAAUCUUUGCAACGGCAUUUCUGACGCUAAACCUAUCCGUGGCCACAGGAGAUAAGGCUACAUUGGACGAGUGUCAGAUGCUUUACGCCAGCCUAAUCUCGAUAGCUCAGCAAAACGGACUGUUCGCAGCGGAUGAUGGCCAGCCUCUUGACACUAUACUAUCUGAGAUGACUGAGUCAGAUGACCAGUGGAAAUCCUGGAGUCGAAUUGAAUCAGCAAAACGGCUCAUACUCGGGCUUUUGCUGGCUGACUCAUGGUACUCGAAUUUACUAUCCAAGGCUCCUAUCAUUAGGUCGGAGUCGGUCUGUGUGUUUGCGCCCUGUAGCGAAUCCCUCUUCCAAGCUAAGUCCGCCACUCAAUGGCAGUCAAUACUGCGAAGUGGAGAAAGCCAAAACGCUCCCAGCUUCAGACUCGAAGACCUUCAUCAACACGAUACGGAACCGAUUGGGAAGCUGGGAUACUUGGGCAGAUCGUCUUUUCUGGCCUUACUCCAGAUUCAAAUCCUUGAGGCAUACCAGCGGCUGAUGCCUUCAGACCAGUUGGCUACGGGAUCCUUCAUUCCAUGGCAUGUAUACUCGGGUGACGCUCGAGCAAAGACUCUGAUACCGGCCGUGCUGGCGGCAAACUACACAGCCGGUCCGUUGUGGAACGUCGACGACACAAGCUGCGUCGUGCUCUGGCACAGCCUAUGUAUCAUGCUCCUGGCGGAUCUCCCCAUGUUUGAAGUUGCAAGCGGUCGACACGGGGCGGCCCCGGCAACAGGCGCGCUGGAGAAUAUCAGCCAAUGGUCACAAUCCCAAUCUGCGCGUCGGGCAUGUGUCCACGCGGCGCAGACUUUUAAGCUGAUGUCGGAGCGCCGGGUCUCGGACAAUGCCACCAUCCAUUCGAUCAAGGCGCUCUUCGCGUCGGCCCUCGUUUUAGGGUUGUACUUGUUCAUGGUGAAUCCUGGCUCCGUAUCUCGCCAGAAUGCAGCCCCUGUCGAGAUAAUCAACUCCGAGCCCGACUGGAUAGAACUACAGGACCUGGGGUUCCGCGACAGGACGCUCCUGCAGCCGACCGAGCGUGGCCUCAGGACCAACCGUGAAGAUGAGCAGUCUUUCUCAUCUAUUUAUCAAUUCAUCAAGCACGGCGGCACUAUCAGUCUGAAUGGCGUCGUACAUCAAGCCGGCUACGAGAGCGCGAGGAGGGUCUUACUAGAUUUUGCGAAUCUGAUGGACGGCAUCUCUGGGCGGAGACUCAGGACGUUUACCCAGGUGUUGCAUAUCAUGAGUGAUGAUUUGAUGAAUGUCGAUCCUUUGCUAUGA